AUGUUCUUCCAUGUCUUUUCUCCAUUCAAAAUCAUUUGUCUUUCUUUCUUUCUUUCUUUCUUUCUUUCUUUUUUCUUUCUUUCAUCUUUUUAUUUUAUUCUAAUUUUUUAUGUUCUUCCAUGUCUUUUUCUCCAUUCAAAAUCAUUUGUCUUUCUUUCUUUUUUCUUUUCUUUCUUUUCUUUCUUCUUGAUAAUUUUAUUCUAUUCUAAUUUUAUGUUCUUCCAUGUCUUUUCUCCAUUCAAAAUCAUUUGUCUUUCUUUCUUUCUUUCUUUCUUUCUUUUUUUCUUUCUUUCUUUCUUCUUGAUAAUUUUAUUCUAUUCUAAUUUUUAUGUUCUUCCAUGUCUUUUCUCCAUUCAAAAUCAUUUGUCUUUCUUUCUUUUUUCUUUUUUCUUUCUUUUUUCUUUUCUUUCUUUCUUUCUUCUUCCAUGUUCUUCCAUGUCUUUUCUCCAUUCAAAAUUAUUUUUCUUUCUUUCUUUCUUUCUUUCUUUCUUUCUUUCUUUCUUCUUGAUAAUUUUAUUCUAUUAUAAUUUUUAUGUUCUUCCAUGUCUUUUCUCCAUUCAAAAUCAUUUAUCUUUCUUUCUUUCUUUUCUUUCUUUCUUUCUUCUUGAUAAUUUUAUUCUAUUAUAA
Molecule: messenger RNA, 627 nt
Organism: Acanthosepion pharaonis
Lineage: Eukaryota; Metazoa; Mollusca; Cephalopoda; Sepiida; Sepiidae
Source: the annotation of a GenBank genome assembly